CCAGUAGGAAUAUUCAAUUUUGAGCAGAAAUACUUACUCUUUAGCACUCGCAGAUACCAAAUAGCAAUACUGCUAAUAUUUGCUUACCACAUGUUAAAGUAUUUUGUCUGAGAUAUCAGUAGAUGGCGGUCUUCAAUAUCAGUAGAUGGCGGUCUUCAAAUCCAAUGUUGGUGAGGAAAUACUUUGCAGAUGGAAAGAAGUAAAUUAAUUGCCUAGUAAAAUUUCCUUCCCCCACACCUGCGGCCCAAGCAAGUUGUCCAAAUAUAUGCAGUCACCAUCUCAACACCUCAACACAACUCUGGUCUGUGGAUAGGUGAUGGAUGUUGUCUCAUUGUGUACCUAUUCAAUAUGGUGCAGGCUGAGCAUAAAAUGUUUGCUUGUAUGAAUCAUAUUUACAGGGAAUAAUAUUUUGUGUUAUUAUGGAUUUGAACCAUAAAACAAUGAAAAACAGCUUUGCACGCACAAAUACAGCCAGGGGCUAGUGAAGGAAAGUGUCUCUGUAGUAAAAUAAGCUAUUUUUACAUGAUUCUUCACCAGUUAGUGUGUAGAUGACACAAUGAAUAAAACUGCAGAAGCAGGUCAUAGGAUAAAAUGUCAGUGACACAUCUUCCCUCGUAUUCAGGCCGUCCCUCGCAUGGUAUGUAGCCCUGAUCCUCCCAAAAGAAGAUUAACAACCCCCUGACAGACACAUAAUCUUUCUGAAAACAUCGAAUAUUACCAUUUUAACAUGUUCCCUCAAAAAGAGUGGAAAAUGAGUCUCGUGAAUCCUUAAUUGCAAUCUGUUUGUUUAGAUAUGCUAAUGCUUUAGCUCUGUUGAUGUGUAACAAAGGACCUUUACAGUCUUACAAGUUAAGUUACGACUCAAAAAUAGAAAGAACCCAUUUUUAAGCAAGGGUUACUUUUGACAGCACAACAGGUCAAAUUCUAAAAUAAUCAACGUGUAUGAACUUUUCAUGAGGUUCAGGAGCUGUGCUUACCCGAACCAGUAUAAUUAAUCACUUUGUUGCUUUUUUGUGUGUUGUCAUGAGAUAACAUUCCAGCCAUUAGACCUCUUAUUCUUCGUUCAUUUAAUUACUUAUUUGUGCUCCACGGGCUUUAUAACUGCACUUUGUUUGUACUUUAACAUUCAUGGCCAAAAAAAGCAUCUGGACACAUUCAUAACAAGGCACGUCUGUUUUAGUGUGUAUUUCUAAACAUCCCGUUCUAAUUCCUGUUCUUAACCGGUUUUGGGGACAUGUGUGGCCUUCAGUUCUUUGCACCAUGAAGCCAAUAUCAAGUGAACCCUUUGACCACAGUGUUACAUCUGAGGAAACCAUUUCAUCCGUUACACCAGUUGAUUGGCUGAAAUUUUCAAGAACAAGAACUGGCAAUCUCAGUGUCCGCCCACCCGUUCUAGUGUCCGCGCUUGUGAUUAUCCUGUUUAGCUUUCAGUCACAUUUAGUUGACGCCACUCAGUGACGCAACGCAUCAUUCAAAUUAUAUUUAGAGAAAAGUACAGGGACAGGAAUUAGUAAUCCAAGAAGUGACAUCUGGCCUUCCGAGCUUAUGUGAUUAGCAGACAGCCUUGCCCCUAAUAGCCUCACGGACGUUCUUCAUUACCCCAAUCCAUACCUGCAGAACGUUCUGUGGUAGGUGGAACAAAAAUACAUCCUGAUGAUCAUGCGGCAACAUGAAUAUAACAAGCUUUAAAAUGUAAUAUAGGACACAUGGACGUGCCACAUGAGCUGUAACACUUGUCAAGCUUACUGUAAAUCCUCUAAUGUGCACUACAGUUUCAAUCCAACAGCAUUAGGACUAAGACCAGAUGACUGCAGAGAUAGCGGCAACAUCCGAGCGAAGCAGGAGGAAAGAACAGAAAAUGGAACAGAAAAAGUAUGGCCUCACAAGUGCAAGUGUUCUCCCCUCACACUCUUCAAUCAAGUGCCUUCUUUAGCGUGAAAAAACUGAAGGUGGAGCAGAGUUGCAACUGGGAUAUGACAGGGUACGGCACGCACAGCAAAGUCUACAGCCACAAUAACAGCAAGAACGUGUCGGCCAUCGGCGGCCCCCUAGGAAUCAACAGCUCCCUGCAGGUAGCCGGCUCCACCUUGCCAUACGAGCAAGCGCUCAUCUUCCCAGCAAGCGCGGCCCACAUUGUGGUUGCCUCAGCCAGUAGCGCUUCUGGGGGCGCGGGCUCUUUACUGGGCAGUGUAGGUGGAGGCAGUAACAGCAGCGGAGGGUGUGGUGGCGGUUCCGGGGUUCACAAUCUGACUCGCCGCAGCACGGUCAGUCUCCUGGACACCUACCAACGAUGUGGGCUUAAGCGUAAGAGUGAGGAGCUCGACAACAACAGCAGUGUGCAGAUCAUCGAGGAGCACGGUCAGCCGAUGAUCCAGAACGGGGCAGCCAGCGGCGCCACGGUGGCGACGGCAGCCACUGCCGCCUCCACAGCGACGUCCAAGAACAGCAGCUCCAACAAUGAGGGCGACUACCAAUUGGUGCAGCAUGAAGUGCUCUGCUCCAUGACCAACACAUAUGAAGUACUGGAAUUCUUGGGGCGAGGAACAUUUGGCCAGGUGGUUAAGUGCUGGAAAAGGGGCACCAACGAGAUCGUGGCAAUCAAGAUCCUGAAAAACCACCCGUCGUACGCAAGGCAGGGUCAGAUCGAGGUCAGCAUCUUAGCACGUCUCAGCACAGAGAGCGCAGAUGAUUUCAACUUUGUGAGGGCCUAUGAGUGCUUCCAGCAUAAGAACCACACGUGCCUGGUGUUUGAGAUGCUGGAACAGAACCUGUACGACUUCCUGAAGCAGAACAAGUUCAGUCCGCUGCCGCUCAAAUACAUCCGACCGGUUUUGCAGCAGGUGGCAACGGCGCUGAUGAAGCUGAAGAGUCUGGGUCUGAUCCACGCUGAUCUAAAGCCAGAAAACAUCAUGCUUGUAGAUCCAUCUCGACAGCCCUAUAGAGUCAAAGUCAUUGACUUUGGCUCAGCCAGCCACGUCUCCAAAGCUGUCUGCUCUACUUAUCUACAAUCCAGAUACUACAGGGCUCCUGAAAUCAUCUUGGGUUUGCCAUUCUGUGAGGCGAUAGACAUGUGGUCCCUGGGCUGCGUAAUAGCUGAGCUCUUCUUGGGAUGGCCACUGUAUCCCGGCGCCUCGGAAUAUGAUCAGAUUAGAUACAUCUCACAGACCCAGGGACUGCCUGCAGAAUAUCUGUUGAGUGCUGGGACAAAGACCACCAGGUUCUUCAACAGAGACCCUGACUCCACAUAUCCUCUUUGGAGACUGAAGACUCCUGAGGACCAUGAGGGAGAAACAGGGAUCAAGUCUAAGGAGGCGCGCAAGUACAUUUUCAACUGCUUGGAUGAUAUGGCCCAGGUGAACAUGACAUCAGAUCUAGAGGGGAGCGACUUGUUGGCGGAGAAAGCCGACAGAAGGGAGUUCAUCGAUUUGUUAACCAAGAUGUUGACCAUCGACGCGGACAAGAGAAUCACACCGAUUGAAACACUCAACCACCCUUUUGUCACGAUGUCGCACCUCCUCGAUUUUCCACACAGCACUCAUGUGAAGUCAUGCUUCCAGAAUAUGGAGAUUUGUAAGCGCCGUGCCAACAUGUAUGACACGGUCAACCAGAGCAAGACGCCCUUCAUCACCCAUGUGGCCCCCAGCACCUCCACCAACCUCACCAUGACCUUCAACAACCAGCUCAACACUGUGCACAGCCAGGCCACCAACCUGGCUCCCUCUUCCACCAACAAUUCUACCCUUUCCUUUGCAAGUCCUGAUGUCUCCAUACUAAACUACCAAUCUGCACUCUACCAGCCCUCCGCUGCCUCCAUGGCAGCUGUGGCCCAACGGAGCAUGCCCCUGCAGACGGGGGCUCCUCAGCUCUGCGCCGCCCGACCCGAUCCCUUCCAGCAGGCGCUCAUCGUCUGUCCUCCUGGCUUCCAAGGACUGCAGGCGUCACCAUCCAAGCACAACAGUUACUCCAUGCGGAUGGAAAAUGCUGUUCCUAUAGUGACGCAGGCCCCUGGCGCCCAGCCUCUGCAGAUACAACCAGGCCUUCUCACUCAGCAGGGUUGGCCUAGCGGCACCCAGCAGAUCUUGCUGCCUCCAGCCUGGCAGCAGCUCACCCACACCUCAGUUCAGCAUGCGGCCGUCAUCUCCGACUCUAUGAGCGGCACGCAGCCUCUCGCCAACUGGAGGAAUUCCCACCCACACGGCAGCCAUUAUAAUCCCAUCAUGCAGCAGCCAGCCUUGUUGGCUAGCCACGUCACUCUCCCAUCCAACCAGACGCUCAAUGUUGGAGUGGCACAUGUUAUGCGGCAACCCUCAUCCAAUAAUAACUCCUCUUCCAAAAAGAACAAACAGCACCAGAAUUCAGCCAGGAACACCUCAGCCUAUGAAGUGUCGUCCACUCAGGCGGUGCUUUCACCACAACGCUCCAAGAGGGUGAAGGAGAACACGCCCCCACGAUGCGCAGUCCAGAGCAGCACGGCCUCUGUUUGCCCUUCCCAACAAGGUUGUGGGGGUGGCGGCUGGGGAACUAUUGAGGCCGAGCAGGCCUCCAGCACUACCCGCAGCCAUCCGCACCAGCAGCACUUCCCCAGGCAGACCAUCAUCAUCCCUGACACACCCAGCCCUGCCGUCAGCAUCAUCACCAUCAGCAGUGACACAGAUGAGGAGGAUGACCACAAACAAAACAAAGGCUCGUCAUCGAAGCAAAGGAAGAACGUGAUCAGCUGUGUGACGGUCCAUGACUCACCUGACACCGACUGUUCCACCAACAACAGCCCUUACACUGUGGAGUCAAGACCCAUCAAUAACAACAACAACAAUAACAGUUGCGACACCAAGACUGCUGUACUGGACAACUACAACAACGGAAACCCACGCACAAUCAUCAUACCCCCUCUAAAAACCCAAACUAGCGAGGUUGUGAAUGAAUGCGAACGCCUAAUGCCAGAUACAAUGAACCAUCAGAAUUCCAUUUAUAAGUUUAAAUCCUCAAAUGGAGUGCUUUCGGGCAAUACUCAGAUACCAGGUGGUGUGACUACAUCCUACAGACAGCAGCGCUCAGGGCCACACCCCCUCCAGCAGCAGCCUCUUAAUCUUAGCCAGGCCCAGCAGCACAUGGUAGCAGACCGAAACGGAGGUCAUCGCCGCCAGCAAGCCUACAUAGCCCCCACUAUGGCCACUCAGGCUCCAUACUCCUUCCAUCACAACAGCCCUUCUCAUACAGGCAACGUGCACCCCCACCUGGCCGCUACGCACCUCUCCAGCCAGCCUCACCUCUACACCUACACAGCCCCAGCCGCGUUGGGCUCCAGCGGCACGGUGGCUCACCUGGUGGCAUCGCAGGGCUCGGCGCGCCACGCGGUUCAGCACGGGAGCUACCCGCCGAGCAUUGUCCACCAGCUUCCGGUCAGCGUGGGACACCGCGUACUGCCCUCGCCUACCCUGCACCACAGCCAAUACCAGGCCCAGUUUUCCCAUCAGGCCUAUAUCAGCGCAUCGCCCGCCUCUGCCGUCUACACUGGAUAUCCAUUGAGCCCCACCAAGGUCAACCAGUACCCUUACCUCUAGAGAAGACACUGGAGAGGCCGACUUGGCACUGCUGCUUCCACACACCGACCACCCUUAUCCCCAUCUGCAACCAACGCUCCGUUAACCUCACUUGUGAACAGUGAAUGAGGACUUUGCAAUCCUCAUCAAUCUGCCCCAUAUGACUUGAAGAUAUGACGGAGAAAAAGAAGAAAAUAAAAUGAUUCACAGUCAUUCUCUGAGGGAAAAAGAAAACCAUUACAUUUCGAGGUGAUUUUGUUUUGAUUGUUUUUAUCUGAAAAGGGCCAUCUUAGCUUUGAUUAGAUUUUUUUUUUGUUUUUGCUUUACUUUAUGAGGAAAGUCAUGUCUUGUUAGUGUUACAGGGAAAACCUUUUAGGACGGCGGAGGGUUUCUAGAUUAGUUUUCUUUUAUUUGCCCAUUCUAAUUGGGAAGGGACUGCUGAACAGGGGUUACGGACUGGAAGUUCGAAAUUCCAAGAGGAUUGGGAAAAGGUGAAAUACGGAAACCUGCUGCUCUUCAAAGAAAAAAAAUGAUGGCCUUGAACUGUCUUAAUAUUUCCACACUUUUGGUGUCGAGAGAAAAAAGAGACGACUCGCUCCACUCCACCUCUUAGAGCCGGAGGUGUUUGGAAAUUGAACCAACAGAAGACAACAAACUUUUGUAAUGUAUUUAUAGCUAUAUUUCUUUUGUGUUCCACAAAACUUAGGUUUUAGCUUAUAUAGGUGUCUUCGCUGGGCCCAUUCAUAGAAUGUAGCAGUCUGCACCCCAUUUCUUUCUAGAACUUUCAAAACACUUUCUUUCCUUUUAUCAAUAGAUACAUUUGUUCCUCGUUCCUUUUUUUUAAAUGUGAUUGCACAAAGUGAUUAUAAUAACAUAGGCAUGUACAAUGUGAGUGUGCGUGUGUGUGUGCUUCUGUCAACCAUGUGUGAAGUCCACCUCCUUUAGAUUUUGUUCCCUCGUAGUGCCUUACAGAUGUAACAACACAGUUUACUCCGCUUGGAAUGCCACGCAACACAAAGGAGAAACACACUUUUUGUCCUGCUUUGAGAAGCUCGUGAUGGGGACACCUAGAUCUCUUCCAGGUGUAAGCGUUGCUCCCACUGCUUUUCCAUGGUCCUUCAAGUCCUUCAGAGAAGGAGGUUUCAUGUCAUCAGGUUGAUAUUGAGCGCUUUUAUUAUGUGUGUGCAUGAGAUACAAUAACUUGCCAGGGGUACGUACCAAAGUCCUAGAUAUUGAUCAUCAUUCUUCUUCCAGACUCACUGGAUUGAAAUGCCAAUUAUGUAUGUGGUGUUGAUGUAACAGCGUGUUCUCAAAAAAAAAAAAAAGUCAGAUGUUUAUUUUAAAAAAUUGCUGAAAAGUAGUGCACUGUAAUGGCGUACCGCAAGCAACACGUCACUUCCGCUCAUUAAUAUUCAUGACAUUAGCUACUGUUGCUAAGGGAGGACAUGUCACCUUUUGUCCCCAAUAGUAAAUGAAUGGACGUUGUGUACGAAUGAGAUAUUUACAAAGCUAAACCUACCAAGUCUCUCCGAAAAUGACGUCCCUGGUGCCAAAUUCACUUGCAAAGAUGUGGAAGUACAUAAAAAUGUUCAGUUAAAGAGAUGGCUUGAGAGUCGAGGGCUGAAAAAAACGACCAGACCUUAGCAUAGCCUUAGCUUUUUUUAUCGACACCUUUUUCUUACUCGACUGACAAUUACAUUCUCCUGUUUCAACAAGCUAUCCUUUACCACCAGCCCUGUCUUUCCUAUAUAUUAUAUCCUCUGGUUGUCCUACAUCUCUGACCGUUCUUGGGGGGUAAUUUAUAUUUUGUGUAGAGAUCGCAAAUGCUGCUCAGUGACAGCCAACGAACACUUUUAAUUUUUUCAUUGAUAACAAAUCUUAAUUCUAUAGUUUCUUUACACUUCCCCCUUACUUAAGUUUUUUUUUUUUUUUUUUUU
Corythoichthys intestinalis (scribbled pipefish) is the source of this 7477-nucleotide messenger RNA. It is a transcript of the gene hipk2, whose product is annotated as homeodomain interacting protein kinase 2. Bases 1875 to 5561 code for a protein of 1228 amino acids. The record is from RefSeq and is a predicted model, not a curated record. Gene Ontology annotation, molecular function: transcription corepressor activity; SMAD binding; protein serine/threonine kinase activity. The transcript has 15 exons. NCBI's taxonomy places the organism in Eukaryota, Metazoa, Chordata, Actinopteri, Syngnathiformes, Syngnathidae. Gene Ontology annotation, biological process: peptidyl-threonine phosphorylation; positive regulation of transcription by RNA polymerase II; intrinsic apoptotic signaling pathway in response to DNA damage by p53 class mediator. Gene Ontology annotation, cellular component: nucleus; PML body; cytoplasm.